GUACAAGCAGGUCCAUGUCUGUAUCUGUAUCGUCAUCCACUGAUUCAGUACCUGACGGCAGCCAUGACACUUGUCCUCAGCAUCCUUGUGUGCGCCUCGCUUCUGCCAGCUUUGACUGCGGCAGGUACAGUUUACACACGUUGGGGAAGCAAGGGGUGUGCUUCUACAGCAGCGACUGUGUAUUCAGGUUAUAUGGGCGGAAGUUUUUACGGCCAUACCGGAUCUGGAGCCAACUACCUGUGUCUACCACCCAAUCCCGUACCCACUGACGUAUCAAAACCUGCCUACUUCUCCUCCGUGUACGGCACGGAAUACGAAGUGACGAACCGGCCAGAGAACGACCAGGAUGCUCUGUGUGCCGUGUGCUUCGUCAGCAGUCGUACUGCCAACAUCAUGAUACCCGGCACAAACACCUGUCCGUCUGGGUGGAGCUCCGAGUACACGGGUUUACUAAUGAGCGGGUACGACGGACACGCCGGGUCAACGGAGUUCAUCUGCGUGGACAGCAAACUGGAAGGUCGCGUCGCCUCAAGCGCUGACCAGAACGGCAGGCUGCUGUACCUGACGGUUGGCAUCUGUGGCAGUCUACCCUGUCCUCCUUACGUCAACAGCAACAUCCUGCAAUGCGUUGUUUGCUCCAAGUGAGAGUCCAUCGUUUUGGUCAUGGGAUCAAAGAAGUAGACCUCUUCAAUGCGUUCUCUUCCGACGUAAUAGUAUGAACGUUUAAUUGCAACUUUCAUAUGGAAGUUGUUAUUUAUUUUUGUUUGUUUGUUUGUUUAUUUGUUAAGUUAGGUUAACAUACCUUUGGUUUAGAAAAAACAUAGAAAAUUGUCUGUAUCCGAAGACAUUUUUCAAUUGUACUCGAAGUUUUACCGUCUGUGUAAACCGUCUUUUCUGCAAAUAUAACCAUUUUUUCUCACAGAUUUGGAUUGUUCUGUG
Messenger RNA from Pomacea canaliculata, 939 nucleotides. RefSeq names its product short-chain collagen C4-like. Bases 64 to 645 code for a protein of 193 amino acids. Lineage: Eukaryota; Metazoa; Mollusca; Gastropoda; Architaenioglossa; Ampullariidae. The record is from RefSeq and is a predicted model, not a curated record. The transcript has 3 exons.